Molecule: messenger RNA, 1621 nt
Organism: Lepidothrix coronata (blue-crowned manakin)
Lineage: Eukaryota; Metazoa; Chordata; Aves; Passeriformes; Pipridae
Gene: MRPL3
Product: mitochondrial ribosomal protein L3
Exons: 10
Coding region: 23-1126 (367 amino acids)
Biological process (GO): translation
Cellular component (GO): ribosome; mitochondrial large ribosomal subunit
Molecular function (GO): structural constituent of ribosome
Source: RefSeq, a predicted model, not a curated record
ACAUCUGCUCAACACCUGUGUAAUGCAGGAAGGUUUUGAGUCCGUGUUCCUGCAACCUUGCGUGGCCAAGUGGUGCUCACCAGCAGUAAAACUCCACCUGCCGCUGGCACUUUCCCCUUAUUGGCACUUAUUUGCUGGAUUUCACUGGCUCGCUGAAGAAAUUCAGGCACAGGAGCAAUGGGGACAGCUGGGCUUUCUAGUCAGGCACAUUAAUAGUGCAACGUGGUGGCACGAGCAUCUUUCUGAAGAGAACGUGGAGUUCCUGAAGAAGAUAACUACGGAGGAAUACAAAGCUCAGACAGCCAGCAAGCUCUGCCCUCUGAAAGAUGAGCCUUGGCCACUGAAUGAGUGGACACCAGAUUCCAUCAGAGUUGGUGUUGUUGCAGUAAAACUGGGAAUGAUGCCAAUAUGGACCAAGUCAGGAAAAAAACAUGCUGUCACAUUACUUAAGGUGCAAGAUUGUCAUGUUUUAAGAUACGUUUCAAAGGAAGAUUCGGGUGGGAAAACAGCUAAGCUGCUUGUUGGAGGCAAAAACUUAUCUCCUUUUUGUAAACCAGAGUCUGCACAUCAGAUUUUUAAAGAAGCUGGAGUACCACGAAAGCAGAAAGUUGCAACAUUUAAUGUAACAGAUGAUGCCAUAAUUAAGCCAGGUACUCCUUUGUAUGCUGCUCACUUCCGCCCAGGGCAGUUCGUGGAUGUUACUGCAAAAACAAUUGGUAAAGGAUUUCAAGGUGUCAUGAAAAGGUGGGGAUUUAAAGGUCAGCCUGCGAGCCACGGCCAGACAAAAACUCACAGAAGACCUGGAGCAAUAUCUACUAACAAAGCUUCCAAAGUUUAUCGCGGAAAGAAAAUGCCAGGUAAAAUGGGUAACGUCUAUAGGACAUGUUUUGGAUUAAAGGUGUGGAGGAUCAACACAAUACAUGAUAUUAUUUACGUAAAUGGCUCUGUUCCAGGUCACACAAAUUGUCUGGUGAAGGUCAGAGAUAGCAAAUUGCCUACUUGCAAGGAAUACAAUAAAAACCCCCCGUUCCCUACGUUUUUUGCUGAUGGAGAUGAAAAACUACCAGAAGACCUUUUUGAUGAGGAAAUCUUCCAGUUCACGGAUCCAUCUGUCACGUAUACAUAAUGUUCUUCACAUCUUUGAAAACACACAGUUUCGUUAUUUUCAUGAACUUUGCAAUUCUGUAUGAAAGAAAACCUAUGAAUUGCAGUCUGGCCAACUGACUUAAACACUUCAGAUAUUGUCAUUUUGGUCAGGUAAUUGGAUUUCCCACCAUCAAUUUCAAACCUGUACUUAAAGCAACCGGUGAAUCUGAGGGACAGGUUGUAAAGCACACCAAAUAGCAUGUUUUCAGUGAGCUUUUGUCCUUUGCCUCAGGCUGUGAAAACUUACUCAUUUCUGAAAAACUGUUGUUUUGAGAUGGUUCCAGUUCAUUUUCUAAAUGCUAACAAACUCUGUUUCUUUCUUAUGUAAAGUAUUCUGGGCAACUCUGAUCAAUCAAAAAACGUUCCAAAUCUGCCUUAGCAUCUAGGGGAGGAGAUGUGUGGGGAGAGGAGGCAGGGGAGAUCUGUGAAGAAUAAUCCAAAAUAAAACAAGAAAACACAUUGCUCUGCAGCAGCA